Molecule: messenger RNA, 777 nt
Organism: Trifolium pratense (red clover)
Lineage: Eukaryota; Viridiplantae; Streptophyta; Magnoliopsida; Fabales; Fabaceae
Product: phosphatidylinositol/phosphatidylcholine transfer protein SFH6-like
Exons: 5
Coding region: 190-435 (81 amino acids)
Source: RefSeq, a predicted model, not a curated record
AGGCUGGUCAUUUGGCUUGAUGUCUCUUUUCAAAUCAUUAUUUAGGUUCUUGGAAACAAGUACCAUAGCAAAUUGCUUGAAGUAAUCAAUGCCAGCGAGUUGCCAGAUUUCUUGGGAGGUACCUGCACAUGUUUAGAUCAGGGAGGUUGCCUCAGAUCCGAUAAAGGGCCCUGGAAUAACCCUGAAAUUAUGAAGAUCAUUCUCAGUGGGGAAGCAAGGCGGCCAAGACAGGUCGUAAAAGUUCUAAACAGUGAAGGAAAGGUUAUUGCAUAUGCCAAGCCACGAUGCCCAAUGGUAAAAGGCAGUGAUACAUCCACAGCUGAAUCGGGGUCUGAAGCUGAAGAUAUAACUUCUCCAAAAACGGUGAAGAGUUACUCACACCUGACGUUGGCCCCUGUUCGUGAGGAAGUAAGUGUUGACCUUGUCUUUUGUUAACUCGGUGUUUAAUUGAUUGAUUGUAGGUUUUCGCACAUUCCUCCCCUUAGUAGUUAGUGGUAACUUAGCUGGGUAUCACGAAUACAUUCCAAUGGUAGACAAAGCUGUUGAUGUUGUCUUGAAGAAACAAGCAUCACUCCAGAGGUCUCCUAGUACAAAAGGUUAACAACUUUAACUUAUUAUUUAUGUUAUACACGCUUUCUAGUGCUCAGUAACCAAAAGUAUCAAAAUUUUGAGUGUUGUUUGUUGGUUUGUCCUAAAUCUCUAUAGAAAGCAUUACAUUUUGAGCUCCUAAUCUUUGGACAUUUGCUGGGUGUAAAUGUAUGAAUGUCACUAUCACAA